Penicillium alfredii is the source of this 2796-nucleotide messenger RNA. RefSeq lists its product as uncharacterized. Bases 1 to 2796 code for a protein of 931 amino acids. The transcript has 5 exons. Gene Ontology annotation, biological process: glycoprotein catabolic process; carbohydrate metabolic process. Lineage: Eukaryota; Fungi; Ascomycota; Eurotiomycetes; Eurotiales; Aspergillaceae. Gene Ontology annotation, molecular function: beta-mannosidase activity. The record is from RefSeq and is a predicted model, not a curated record.
AUGUAUCUUCGGACAAAUUUUGUGCUGGCUUCGCUCGCAUCCGCAGUGCUGGGUCAGCAUGUCUCGGAUCUCGGUGGUGAUGAAUGGACUGUUAGCAGCAAGAAGCUGAACAUCACAGUCCCCGGGCGGCUUCCCUCGCAGGUGCAUCUGGAUCUGUAUGCCAGCAAGGCUAUCGAUGAUCCUUACUACGGGCUGAACGAUUUCAAUCUACGCUGGAUUGCCAACAAUAACUGGACCUAUACAAGCAAACCCCUCCGUGAUCUGUCGAAAUCCUCAAAAUCCUCAUGGCUUGUCUUCAAUGGGCUCGACACUUUUACAACAAUCGAGUUCUGCGGAACAUUGAUUGGGACCACGGAUAACCAGUUUCGCCAAUACACCUUUGACAUCUCCAAGGCUGUGAGCCAUUGCCACCGCGACCCGGUCUUGAGUCUCAACUUUGGCAGCGCGCCGAAGAUUGUCAAUGCCAUGGCUGCAGACCCCAAGGCAGAAAAGUGGCCUGAUGUUGUGCAGCAGACAUUCGAGUUCCCAAACCGCUGGUUCAUGCGCAAAGAACAAUCGGACUUUGGCUGGGAUUGGGGCCCAGCCUUCUCGCCUGCGGGUCCGUGGAAAGAUGCCUAUCUGGUGCAGUUUGAGCGCGAAGCAGAGGUAUAUGUCCUGAACACAGAUCUGGACAUUUACCGCAAAGGCCAGAUCAAUCAUAUCGCCCCGGAUCAGAGCCAGCCAUGGGUCGUGAACGCGAGCAUCGACUUCCUUGGCUCUCUUCCCCGCGACCCCUCUAUGACCGUUGAGAUUAAUGAUGCCGAGUCGGGGAAAACGCUCAAGUCAGGACCGGUUCAUGAUGUAUCCGUGGUUAACAAGACCAUUACUGGCCACCUCGCUAUCGAUCCUAAUGCACCGAAACUGUGGUGGCCCAAUGGUCUGGGCCAGCAGAACCUCUACAAUAUCACUGUCACUAUCCGGGAUAAACAAAAACACGAACUUGUCAAAGUAUCCAAGAAGAGUGGUUUCCGCACCAUCUUCCUCAACCGAUCCAACAUCACCGAGGCGCAACGGGCCCAAGGAAUCGCCCCUGGGGCAAACUGGCACUUUGAAGUGAAUGGCCAUGAAUUUUACGCAAAGGGCUCGAACUUUAUUCCGCCCGAUGCUUUCUGGCCACGAGUCACCGAAGCAAAAAUGCAACGGCUAUUCAACGCCAUCGUGGCGGGAAACCAGAAUAUGCUGCGGGUCUGGGCAUCGGGUGCGUAUCUCCCAGACUUCAUAUAUGAUCUGGCCGACAAGCACGGCGUGCUGCUGUGGAGUGAGUUCCAGUUCGGAGAUGCGCUGUAUCCUGUGAAUCAGGAGUUCUUGGAGAAUGUGGCAGGUGAAGUCACGUAUAAUGUUAGGCGAGUCAACCAUCACCCGUCACUGGCUUUGUGGGCCGGUGGAAACGAGAUAGAAAGCUUGAUUCUGCCCGCCGUCAAGCUAGUCGAUCCGAUCCGAUAUCCCAAAUACCUUAAGGAGUAUGAGAAGCUCUUUGUGAGUUUGAUUCUGCCUUUGGUAUACGACAACUCGCGGUCGAUCUCAUACCAGCCCAGCAGCACGACCAACGGCUAUCUGGAGGUCAAUCUGUCCGCACCAGUCCCCAUGGUUGAACGCUACGACAACACGCCCUCGGGCUCGUACUACGGCGACACCGACUACUAUCACUACGACAGCAAAGACGCGUUUGACACCUCGAAAUAUCCCGUCAACCGCUUUGCCAACGAAUUCGGCUAUCACAGCAUGCCAAGUCUCCAGACGUGGCAGCAGGCCGUCGACCGCAAAGACCUGGACUUCAACAGCAAGACCGUCCUGCUUCGAAACCACCACUACUCCCCCGGUGGCACAAGCACCAACGACACCGGGCCGUCCUCUAAGGGCAUGGACCAGAUAACCACGGCUGUGAAGCGAUACUAUCCCGUCCCGCACAAGAACGAGUCCGUCGCCGAGUUCAGUGCCUGGUGCUUCGCCACCCAGCUCUUCCAGGCCGACGUGUACAAAUCGCAGAUCCAGUACUACCGGCGCGGCAGUGGCAUGCCCGAGCGUCAGCUCGGGUCCUUGUACUGGCAGCUCGAGGAUAUCUGGCAGGCGCCCUCGUGGGCGGGGAUCGAGUACGACGGCCGCUGGAAGGUCCUCCACUACGUGACCCGCGACAUCUACCAGCCUGUUAUUGUUUCUCCGUUCUGGAAUCUAAUAAAGAAUGACCUCUCCAUCUAUGUCACGUCGGACCUGUGGCAGUCUGCCCGCGGCUUUGUGAAUCUCACCUGGGUCGAUCUGUCUGGUAAGCCCAUCCCGGACAAUGCGGGCACCCCCCGAACCAAGAGCUUUAAAGUCGGAGCUCUGAAUACCACCAAGAUUUAUGACACCCAUUUGUCCAAGCUCUCUCUUCGAGACAAGAAAAAUGCUGUUCUGCUCAUGUCUCUCACUGCACACGGCCACCUCCCGAAUUCUAAGCAUUCGCCUGUCUCUACUUUCACCCACCAUAACUAUCUCACGCCCGCCUAUCCCAAAGACCUCGAUCUUGUGGACCCGCAGCUCCAGCUUUCUCACGACGUUGAGUCAGGCACAUUUACCGUUGAAGCGAAGAAGGCCGUCUCGUUCUAUACGUGGCUCGAGCAUCCGGCUGGCGUGGUCGGAUACUUUGACGAGAAUGCAUUCGUGCUAGCUCCAGGAGAGAUGCGCAAGAUCCGGUUUGUCGUCCAGAAAGAUGAAACCGGUGGCAAGUGGGCUCAUGGUGUGACGGUGCGGAGUCUAUGGGAUCAGACGACCAAGACAUGA